CGACGCAGACGUAAUGAUGGCAAACCGCAAAAUUUCUUUUGCGAAAUUGACUGGUAAACUACCUGAAACACUCGACGAACUCAUUGCUGCACUGAGACAAGUAUUCGAGAAGAAUGACGUAGACGUCGAAGUAGUGGAGAUGCUUAUGAACAACUACAAAAGCAACCCAGAAUGGAAGAAAUAUGCAAACUUCGACCCACAUAAAUAUACGAGAAACCUGGUGGACGACGGCAAUGGAAAGUACAACCUGAUCAUGCUGUGCUGGUCGGAGGGUCAGGGCUCCAGCAUCCACAGCCACGCCAACUCCCACUGCUUCCUCAAGGUGUUAGAAGGAAAUCUAAUGGAGACUCUUUAUGACUGGCCGAGCGAGGGCCACGCCAGCUCGGAUGAGGGGGGAGAACACCUGCAGAAGAAACGCAUCGUCACCGUCAUGGAGAAUCAAGUUGCCUACAUCAA
This is a messenger RNA of Priapulus caudatus, 456 nucleotides long. RefSeq names its product cysteine dioxygenase type 1-like. NCBI's taxonomy places the organism in Eukaryota, Metazoa, Priapulida, Priapulimorpha, Priapulimorphida, Priapulidae. The record is from RefSeq and is a predicted model, not a curated record. Gene Ontology annotation, molecular function: cysteine dioxygenase activity; ferrous iron binding. Gene Ontology annotation, biological process: L-cysteine catabolic process.